Molecule: messenger RNA, 213 nt
Organism: Opisthorchis viverrini
Lineage: Eukaryota; Metazoa; Platyhelminthes; Trematoda; Opisthorchiida; Opisthorchiidae
Exons: 2
Coding region: 1-213 (70 amino acids)
Source: RefSeq, a predicted model, not a curated record
AUGUUUGUCGCUGAACAUGCCGUUGAUUAUUGCAGGCUUUUUUCUCAUAUCGAGGCACGCUUUUCCAGCAUGCUUCCUGUCCAAAAAUACAUGGCGCACACGCAAAGGUGUGAGCGCACCUUGUGUAUAUUAAUGCAUGGUGAAAGACAGCCACUGACCGACAAGAACAAAACCGACCCGGGAAACUUGGGCAAAAGCCUCGAUCCUAUGUAA